Messenger RNA from Cajanus cajan (pigeon pea), 2086 nucleotides. Its product is annotated as RNI-like superfamily protein. Gene Ontology annotation, molecular function: protein binding. The record is from RefSeq and is a predicted model, not a curated record. Lineage: Eukaryota; Viridiplantae; Streptophyta; Magnoliopsida; Fabales; Fabaceae. Gene Ontology annotation, biological process: SCF-dependent proteasomal ubiquitin-dependent protein catabolic process. Gene Ontology annotation, cellular component: SCF ubiquitin ligase complex.
GGACGUGAGUUCCACGUCCUCUGCAGCUGCGCGUGUAAGCAAGCAAGGUGCCUCUUUCAAACUCACUUCUCUUCUUCUACCUAAUCAACCUUCUCUCUCUCUUAAAAAACGAGACGUUGCAAGCGAGAGAGAGAGGGAGGGAGAAAGAUGGAGAAGAGUCUGUACGAUGAAGUACUGCAAGAAAUCUUCCAGAAGCUUCCCUCCUCUUGUUCCUCCUCCGUCUCCCUGGUCUCGAAGCGGUGGCUCCGCCUCUUCCGGUCCUCCAGAGCCUCCCUCUCCCUCCGCCUCUCCCCUCACCCCUCCCUCCUCCCUUCUCUCUCAACCUUCCUCUCCCACCACCCUUUCCUCUCUUCCCUCUCCCUCUCCCUCUCUCUCUCUCCCAUACCCUCCUCUCACCUUCUCUCCCUCAUCUCCUCCUGCCCCAACCUCCUCUCUCUCACUCUCUCCCCCGCCCCACUUUCUCUCUCCUCCCUCCUCUCUCUCUCCUCCGCCCUCCCCCGCCUCACCUCCCUCUCCAUCACCCUCCCCAGACCCAUUUCCCUCACAUGGCUCCUCUCCUUCCCCUGCCUCAAGCAAUUAACCCUCUCCUUCUCUUCCCACCAAGCCCACGUCACUCCCGAAGAAAGUCAACAUUUUUAUGCGGAAUCCCAAUUGGGGUUGGCGUUGGAGACUCUUUCCCUGGUGGGGCUUUGCGGCGAUGAUUGGGGGCUGGGUUGGUUGUACAAGAGAUGCACCAGCCUCAAGAAACUAAGCCUUCACAGUUGCCAAGGAAUUGGAGCCUCUUAUUCCUCUUUCGUCAAGUGCCUACAGGGUCUCCACUCAAUCGAGCUCAGAACCUGCAGGACUGUGGUUUACGCGAUUCUCUUGGAGCUUCGGGAGCAUUCUUCCUCUCUCAACUCCCUCUUGGUUCACGACGGUGGUAGCAGAGAGGGCUUGCUUCAAUUCUUCUCUCAAUCCCGCUCCACGCUUCACAAACUCGACCUUCGUUUGCCUCUCGACCUAAACAACGACCAUCUAUUAGCCAUGGCUUUGUAUUUGAGAGGGCUCAGUGUUCUCAGGCUUCAGAGUUGUUGCCUUGUUUCCGGCGAGGGCCUGAAGGCCCUGGCCGUGAGCUUCGGCGGGCUCGAGGAGUUGGCGCUUGUGAACUGCGACGUGGUGGAGAGGGAGCCUGGGUUGCUGGCUACUCUGGGGCAGCAUUUGAGGAAGUUGAGGAAGCUCGACUUGUCGCAUAAUGAAAUGUUGCUGGACAAGGAGUUUGUGUCCAUGUUGUUUUCGUGCGUUUGUUUGGUUGAUUUGAGGGUGAGAGGGUGCAAGGAGCUCACUACUGUGGCUGUGGCUUCCAUGCUUAGGAGCUGCAAAAGCCUUGAGAAUGUGGAUAUUAUGCAAUGCUUAGGGAUAGGCUCCGAGGCUGUUGAGUUGUUUGUCAAGAACGCUUCUCGCUUGAGGAGGGUCGAGGUUGAAGGGAGCAAGCUCUCUGAUGCUGCCAAAAUGUGGGCGUCCAGCAAGUUUGUUCAAGUUGUUGUUUAAGACUUUGUUUGGGUAUAACUUCAGCAGAAUUAAGUUCUUUCUCAAGUUGUAAAGCUCAAAAAGUACUUUUAACUUGAUAAUUGUAUCCAAACAGAUACUAAGUUUAAUUGGUUCAGGGGAAAUGGAAGGUUAAAGAAAGAAGCAAGUGUAUAUUUCUAUAGUUUCAAAUAAACAGGUAUACUUCACACUCCUGAUUACCACUCUAUUUAUGUAUUCACGUUUAUGUAAUUUAUGUUUGUAUCAAAACUGUAAAUAAGGCUUCUAAUUCCAUUUUGUGGGAUUAAUCAAAUAAAGCAAUGUCUAUGUUUAUCUACGAAUUUGGUGGAUGGUUGAAAGAAGCAAUGCAAGCAGUUCUACUGCACACUCCUGAUCACUGAUUUUUUUAUUUGUGUCCAGUUUCUGUAAUUUGUGUUUGGUAUACGAAGGCUGGUUUCUGCGUGGUGAAUUUUCAAAACAAUUAUGUACCAACAAUUUUCAUCUCAUUUUGUGUGAUCAAAUUAAGCACUGUUUGUAUUUGUCUACGAAAAUGAGAUUAAUGCAACAUCUUUUUGAGCCCUUA